AUGGCGCUCACGGCAGAGCAAAUCGCCAUCGUCAAGUCGACGGCGCCCGUCGUCAAGCAGCACGGGCGCACCAUCACCACCACCUUCUAUGCCUCCAUGCUCGGCGCGCACCCGGAGCUGCUCAACAUCUUCUCGGUGCGCAACCAGCACACGGGCGCGCAGCAGGCAGCCCUCGCCGACGCCGUCUUUGCCUACGCCGCGCACAUUGACGACCUGGCGGCCCUGCGCGGCGCCGUCGAGCGCAUCGCCCACAAGCACGCCUCGCUCUUCGUCAAGCCCGAGCAGUACGCCAUCGUCGGCGAGCACCUCGUCGGCGCCUUUGCCACCGUCCUGGGCGACGCCCUGACCGACGACGUCAAGGACGCCUGGAUCGCCGCCUACGGCCAGCUGGCCGACGUCUUCAUCCAGCGCGAGAAGCAGCUCUACGACGGCUCCGGCCCCGAGUGGCAGUCGUGGCGCAAGUUUGUCGUCGCCCGCCGCCGCGUCGAGUCUGACGACGUCGUCAGCCUGUACCUGCGGCCCAAGGACGGCACGCCCCUGCGCAGCUUCAAGCCAGGCCAGUAUGUCAGCGUGCAGGUGCCCGUGCCGGAGCUCGACGGCGUGCUGCAGAGCCGGCAGUUCAGCAUCAGCUCCGUCCCGGCCGAGGGCCUGCCGGAGCUGCGCGUCAGCGUCAAGCGCGAGCGCCUCCCCGACGGCGCCACCGCCCAGGACAUGGCCGAGGGCCGCGUGCCGGGCCUCGUGUCCAACAAGCUGCACGACCAGUACCCCGAGGGCAGCGAGGUCGAGGUGAGCCCGCCGCACGGCGAGUUCUACUACGACGCCGCCGAGGUGAAGCCCGACGCGCCCGUCGUGCUGCUGUCGGUUGGCGUGGGCGCGACGCCCGUCGUGUCCAUUCUCGAGACGAUGUUGCGGGCCGGGGAGCGGCGGCCCAUCAGCUACAUCCAUGGCGCGCGGCACGCGGGAGCGGUUCUCUUCGGCGACGAGGUCAGGGAGGCGACGGCCAAGCACGACAACGUGCGGCGCGUCGUCUUCGUCAAGACGGUGGCGGGCGGGGACCGCGUCGGCGACGACUACGACGUCGAGGGCCGCAUGGACCUGGCCAAGGUGGGCGAGGAGCUGCACCUCGACAGCCCCGAGGCCGAGUACUACGUCUGCGGGCCCGAGGGCUGGAUGCUCGAGACGCGCGACUGGCUCGCCGAGAGGGGCGUGCCGGCCGAGAGGCUGCACAUGGAGCUGUUCCGGACGGGCAACCUCUGA
Purpureocillium lilacinum is the source of this 1257-nucleotide messenger RNA. RefSeq lists its product as uncharacterized. Gene Ontology annotation, cellular component: intracellular anatomical structure. NCBI's taxonomy places the organism in Eukaryota, Fungi, Ascomycota, Sordariomycetes, Hypocreales, Ophiocordycipitaceae. Gene Ontology annotation, biological process: cellular response to nitrosative stress; nitric oxide catabolic process. Gene Ontology annotation, molecular function: oxygen binding; FAD binding; nitric oxide dioxygenase [NAD(P)H] activity. The record is from RefSeq and is a predicted model, not a curated record.